Messenger RNA from Hibiscus syriacus, 1452 nucleotides. Its product is annotated as probable WRKY transcription factor 21. Lineage: Eukaryota; Viridiplantae; Streptophyta; Magnoliopsida; Malvales; Malvaceae. The record is from RefSeq and is a predicted model, not a curated record. Gene Ontology annotation, biological process: regulation of DNA-templated transcription. The transcript is spliced from 4 exons. Gene Ontology annotation, molecular function: DNA-binding transcription factor activity; sequence-specific DNA binding. Bases 276 to 1283 code for a protein of 335 amino acids.
CUUUUCUUCAUUGAAUUUCUCUAUCUAGAAUUUCAUUUUUUUUAUAUGUUUAUUAAUUUGUAUAGUGGAAGGGGAUAAAAAAAGAUGGGAACUUUGUUCUGUUGUUUUGUGAAUUCUCCCCCAUAGCCGAAAACAAAGUCUUCUCUUUCACACUUUGCAAGUUUCAAUCUGAAAAGAACAUGGGAGGCAGAAUCUAGGGUUUGACAACACCAAGUCUGACAAGUUGAUAUUUAGGUUGGAGAAUUAGUGGUUUGUUCUUGGUUUUGGGGGGUAAAAUGGAGGAAGUUGAGGAAGCUAGCAAGGCAGCAGUAGAGAGCUGCCACAGGGUUUUGAGUAUUUUGUCUCAGCCAAAAGAUCAGAUUCACUACAGAAAUUUAAUGGCUGAAACUGGGGAGACUGUUUUUAGGUUCAAAAGAGUGGUUUCUCUUUUGAACACUGGUUUGGGACAUGCAAGAGUGAGGAAGCAAAGGAAAUUACAAGCCCCUCUUCCACAGAGCAUCCUUUUGGAUAAUCCAUCCAAGGCUUUGCAGCUCGUUCACCAUGAAAGCUCAGCUCAAGAAUUGAGUUCACAUGCCAAAAUUUCUCUUUAUUUAGGAACCCCGUCUUCGGAAUUGAGCUCCAAUGCGAAAAACCAUCACCAACUAGCCCAACUGACUUCUUCAGGGAACUACCAUGCCCUCCAACAGCAGCAGCAGCUUCGACAGAGGUUACAGCUCCAACAGCAGCAAAUGAAACAUCAAGCUGAACUGAUUUUUAGGAAUAAUAGUGGCAUUAGCUUGACUUUUGAUAGCUCUAGUGUUACACCUACCAUUUCAUCGACUAGGUCUUUAAUUUCUUCCUUGAGCAUAGAUGGUAGUGUUGCCAACUUGGAUGGUGGAGGUGCCUUCCAUUUCAUCGGGGGUUCUCGGUCUGCCGAUCAGGGUUCCCAACACAAGAGGAAGUGUUCUGCUAGGGGAGAAGAUGGGACUGUCAAAUGUGGGAGCGGUGGUAAAUGCCACUGCUCGAAGAAGAGGAAACAUAGAGUAAAGAGGUCAAUCAAGGUGCCUGCAAUCAGUAACAAGCUUGCUGAUAUUCCUCCAGAUGAUUAUUCAUGGAGGAAGUAUGGGCAGAAGCCAAUCAAGGGUUCUCCUCACCCUAGGGGAUAUUAUAAAUGUAGCAGUAUGAGAGGUUGCCCUGCAAGGAAGCAUGUGGAGAGGUGCUUGGAAGAGCCAUCCAUGCUUAAUGUUACCUAUGAAGGUGAGCACAACCACCCAAGGUUACCAUUGCAAUCGACGACGACGUAGUACACUCUGGGGAAGAUCACUUCCAGCGGUUUCCUUGAUUUGCUCCUGUACAUAUUUUGCUUGGUUCGAGCAUGGGUUGGUCCCUUUUUUCCUUUUUCUCUUUCUUGGGCAGGACCAAAAGAAAAUUGUAGAAUUGGGGGUUUUAAAUUGUAAGAACUAUUUCAUAUUU